Molecule: messenger RNA, 4029 nt
Organism: Callorhinchus milii (elephant shark)
Lineage: Eukaryota; Metazoa; Chordata; Chondrichthyes; Chimaeriformes; Callorhinchidae
Product: dual specificity protein phosphatase CDC14C
Exons: 16
Coding region: 152-1942 (596 amino acids)
Biological process (GO): positive regulation of cytokinesis; protein dephosphorylation; microtubule cytoskeleton organization
Cellular component (GO): spindle pole; nucleolus; centrosome
Molecular function (GO): protein tyrosine/serine/threonine phosphatase activity; protein serine/threonine phosphatase activity
Source: RefSeq, a predicted model, not a curated record
GCACCAGUUGCAGCGGCUCUCGGUGUGGGUUCGGGGCUGUCAAUGGGUUUAAUAAAUCCGCCAUUUUCACACUGGCCGCGGGUUUGCGAGUGUGUGCGGCAGCCGCGGUCCGGAUGUGUGUGAAGCCGCUGCCCGGGGGGGGCCGCCGGCCAUGAAGAGGAAAAACGAGAAGCGCAGGGGCUGUGUGCCCAAGCGGCGCUCCCUCAGCAGCAGCCCCGGCCCCGGCCCCGGCCCCGGGCAGGGACAGGGACAGGGAGAGGGGCAGCUGCCGGCCCCCGGCACUGAUGUCUACAGCAGAGUGCAAGAUCGGCUGUAUUUUGCCAUUCUUCGACAGAAGCCCAAGAACACCGCCAACACGCACUAUUUCAGCAUCGAUGAUGAACUGGUGUACGAAAAUUUCUAUGCAGAUUUUGGUCCUCUGAACCUGGCCAUGAUACACAGGUACUGCUGCAAAAUCAACAAGAAACUAAAGUCAUUUUCACUGGCAAGAAAGAAAAUUGUUCACUAUACGAGCUGUGAUCAGAAAAAACAGGCAAAUGCAGCAGUCCUUAUUGGUUCUUUUUCGGUUAUUUACUUGAAGAAAACUCCAGAGGAAGCCUACAGACUGCUGGUAGGGGGGAAUAACACAUACCAACCUUUCAGGGAUGCUUCAUUUGGCACUUGCACGUACAAUCUAACAGUUCUGGACUGUUUAUGCGCAGUGAGCAAGGCUUUGCAGUAUGAAUUCUUUGAUUUCAAUACAUUUGAUGUAGAUGAAUAUGAACAUUAUGAGAGAGCAGAAAAUGGAGAUUUUAACUGGAUAAUCCCAAGGAAAUUCUUAGCCUUUAGUGGGCCACAUCCAAAGAGCAAAAUAGAAAAUGGUUACCCCCUGCACGCCCCAGAGGCCUACUUUCAAUACUUCCGAAAGCACACUAUCACCACGAUUAUUCGCUUAAACAAGAAAAUGUACGAUGCCAAACGGUUCACAGACGCUCGCUUUGAGCACUACGAUCUCUUCUUUGUGGAUGGAAGCACGCCCAAUGAUGCCAUCGUGAAAAAGUUCUUGAACAUCAGUGAAAAUGCGGAAGGAGUCAUUGCCAUACACUGUAAAGCCGGUCUUGGCCGAACGGGCACUUUAAUAGCCUGUUAUAUCAUGAAGCACUACAAGCUGACAGCAGCAGAGGCCAUUGCCUGGAUCAGAAUCUGUAGGCCAGGGUCUGUAAUAGGACCUCAACAGCACUUUUUGGAAGAGAAACAAGCUAGUAUGUGGGCACAAGGCGAUCUUUUCCGUGCCAAGCUAAAGGAACAGCAGAAUGGAAAGGACAAGGUUGGGGUUACAAGGAUUCUGUCAGGGGUUGAUGAUAUUUCCAUUAAUGAUAAUAAGACAAAUGACAAACCAGAAAAUCACAUGUAUAAUGAUGAUCACUAUCCUAAUAAAAACGAGAUGACCCAAGGAGAUAAACUUCGAGCCUUGAAGAGCAAAAGACAAGCUAGAGCCGCGACUACCGGUUCAAUUAAGUUGGAAGAAAACAAAAUACACACUAGAUCAUCAUCCCAGGCGGUUAGUAGGAUAAUCCUGGAGUCCAGUGCACAGAGCGCCAAGACCUCUCUUAAGCCAUCUGCUGUUCCUGGCGUGGGUCUGACAGGCAGUACCAAGAGGACAACAAGGUCCAUGGCAGCCAACAGUAGUUUAAGGAGCCACCCCCUAAACCCUAGGCUAGCCAGUUCACUGGGCAACUUGCAUGCAUUGACUAGUGACAAGGACGCAGCCCAGACGAGUGAUGCAAACUCAGGUGCUAGAGCCCAGAGUUAUUCUGUCACCCAGCUGAAUAACUCAAACGUUAUAAACAACAACAGCCACUCCUCCUCACGAAGAAGGGCUGCAGAUAACGGCACCAGCGUCAGUCCGUAUGCAGUACGGAAUUUAAGCCACUCUCAUCCAUCACUCCACACUCCACACUAGAGUACCAUUACUCCGCUAAAAUGGCAUCUGAAUCGACAGCUUGGAGGAUUUGGAAAGAAAACCGGAGGACUGGAUUUCCUCUCCCCUCUUUUUUCCCCAUAAACAAUAUACUGUAUGCUGAAUUGGGACUUCACCAUUCCUUCACCACAGGACUCUGCACCUGAAUUCCUGCUUUUGAUUGAUGCUAUUUCCGUGUGAAGUGCUGUUAUUCAGAAGGUUGUAUUAUUGACUGCAUUAUUCUUAAUUCAAAGAAUCAUUGAGUAGGGCAUAGUGGUGAUGAUUGAUCGUCUACAGGCACCCAUAACCUGCUGAAUUGAAGACAGUUUUUAAAAAUAAAAGGCCUGAAGGAACAUUUUGAAGCUUUUAAACAAAAAAGUGAAAACUUGCAUUGUCAAUCUCCCUUUGUUUUCGAUUGUAUCUGAGCUCAGUGGUAGCAGUCAGUCCUUUAACACCAUCUUAUGGCCAAAAUAUGAUAGUACAGUACAUAUAAAGUUACCUUAGAUGGCAUGAAAUGAAUCUUAGCAAAUUGGUUUGGCGGCAUUCAAUGUAACAUAUGUUAACUCAUAAUUCUUCAAUUAAUUGCCUUUCUCCUACCUCCUCCCUUCUGGUUCACAGAAACCUUCCCAGGGAUAAUUGUACUAACCAAUCACGCCUUGCUGUAUUUCUGCAUUGGAAUGUAUAUUUGAGAACCCAUUGAGUUAUUUUUAUCAGCUGGAGCACUAUUUUAGGUGGUUAAUGCUGUAGUUGUGUAGAAAGAGCACUGUGUGAUCUUGUCUUGCAAGGGAUAUUUUUUGCAAUCAGUGCAAAAUCAGUGAAAAGGAACAAUCCCUGCCUUGCUUCUGUUAAACGCCCAUUUGUGACUGAUUCAGCUCUCAAAACUAAAUGUCCCUUCACACCCUGAAUUACAAGAGAAAACUGCCACCAGUAAGUAAAAACAAUCCUGAACUCCUGCUCAGCCCAUCUAUAUUGCUUUCAAAAAUAUGUAUGUUUUUAUAUAUAUGUUUUUUGUAAAAGCUUAAUUUUUUUUUAAAUCAUGCAGUCACAACACACAAUAUUUCAGGAUAUAUUUCUAGCUUAUUUCUUGAGUUUAACAUUUUCCGUUACAAAAUAACUGGUGCAGAAUCCUUUUUUGUUUAAUGCAUUGAAGAAAUUGCAUUAAGAAAUUGAAGUGGCUGAAUUAAGAGCUGGAACGAUCAUCAGUGAUCCUUUAUCUGAAAUGUAUAUGGUUGUUUGUAAAGUACAAAUUUUAAAGCAACACGUCCUUAUAAAUCAGUCACCAAGAAGAUUUGUGUUCUACUACCAAGUUGUGUAGUAAGACAUUAAGACAUUGCCAACAUUAGUACUGGUUUCUGUAGAAUAGAUAUGGUCUAACUAUAACAAAAAAAAUUAACCCAAAUUGGGGUGCAAGGAUAAUAUUUUUGUAUGCAUGAUCAAAUUGUAUUUUACGAGUCUGUUGAUUUUGCAGUGAAUGUCUUCUGGAAUAGACUUGGUGUAGCUGCAACAAUAACCUUUGUGGCUUGGAAAUGUAGUCUGUUUGGCAUAGCCAAAAACCCUUUUUUUGUAACUUGUUACAGAAAAUAAGCUUAUCUUUUUAUGUCUUUUAUAUCUAUUUAUUGCUCUCAAAUUGAAAAUAUUAGCCAUAGAGUGAUAACAUGAAGAAUUGUACGAAACGGUCCAAGAUGCUUGGAAAAUGUUUGUUUCCACAACCCUCAGUUUGAUUUUGAACACUUCAUUCAGCCUCUUCUUAAACCAGACUCUCAUACUUCUGCUUACUGCAGUGUGUGUAUGUCUGCGACUUUUUUUCACUGGCAAAUUUGAUUUUCCAGUAUAAACUUUUCCCUCUUAAUUUUACUUUUAUUUGGGUGAAGGGCAUUUUUAAACUUCAGAAACUCAUAUUUCUCUAUGGUAUAUAAUUUGUAUAAAUUUGAACUGUUAUUACAUAAUCAUCCCUGAAACGGGGAAGUUUUUUUUUAAAAAACUGGUUGCAAUGUUUGUGUGGAACUGAUAUAUACUUAUUUUGUAUAGAUAUGUAUGUAGAACAUAACCAUACUGAUUUUUUUAUGACCAGAAAUAAAAGUAUGAUAACC